CAAAGCACACACCUAAGAGCGGCGAGCUCCAUCAGUAUGUUUCGCGCUUCGGCCUGACUCGCGUGUGUAUCUCGCUGUGCUAGAAGAGGUGGUUAACAGUGAAAAAGAAGAAUGAAAAUUAGGUGAAUAGAAAAUUAUAAGUGUCUUCAAUAAAUCGCAAGGAAAAGGCAAUUGAGUGAUAUUUCAAUUGGAAAUAGUGUGAAAAAUAAAGUUGAUUGGCUCGAUAGCACAAUUGAAAGUGUGUUAAACAGAAGGAUUAGAGUAGGUGACCUGCCUUGAACUGAGAUCGUUCGAACACCUUCAACCAUCUCGACAAAUCAUCGGACACCGUACUCUCGUCGUCGAGUUACGUAACUUCAACAAACCCAGCCUGAAAGCAUUCCAAUGAGAGCACCAUGGAAUUGCAGGCGGUAGUUUUUAUUUUAGCACACUUUCUGACAAUAGCUACUUUCACGCGAUGUGCUCAGAUUCCUUCCAUUAAACGAUCUGCCACGAUAUUCACCAAAGAACCCACAGUGCGGAUACAAUGUCUAUCGGGUUCGAUGCUGAUCACGAUCAAGGAUGCACCCGCUAACCUGAACGGUCAGUUCAGUGGGAUGGUGUAUCCGAAGGGGUUGGCGAAAAACUCAACCUGCCUCACCGAGUACCGGGAUCAGGAGGGACCGCUGCGCUACAAACUGCCCCUCAAGAGUUGCAACACGAUGCCCAUCGAAACGGAUGACGGAGGAAUUGAGUUCUUCAACACGAUUGUCCUACAGCCACAUCUGAAGCUGGUUACGGAUUUGGGCCGUGGAUACCACGUUCGAUGCCGCUAUAAGAGCCGCGAGGCAGCGAUGAAACCUGUGAAAUCACGGGACGAUAAUCGACCACUGGCGCUCACGAGUGCCGAGGGAACCGAUCGACGAGAUUACGGCAGAUCCAUGGAUAAAGAUCAUCCAGUGCAGGAGGAAGAGGUUAAACCCAUGCCUGCUUGUCAUAUGAAAAUCUUUACCGGAGAAAAGUUGGCGGAAAACGUUAAGAUUGGAGAUCCACUCACUUUGGUCAUCAACAUCGAUAAACAGGACACUUACGGUCUACACGUAACCGACUGUUUGGUUCGCGAUGGUCUUGGCUGGGGAGAGCAAAGACUGAUUAGCGACGAUGGCUGCCCAUUGGACAGCGAAAUCUUGGGACCGUUUGAGUACACCGAGGAGCAGACCAAGGCAACGGUGACAUUCCCGGCGCAUAAGUUCCCAUACACCAAUUCCGUGUACUACCAGUGUAAUGUGAAACUUUGCGCCCUGGACGAUCCUGACUGUCAUAAGACUCCCACGUGUACCGGCAGAAGCAUCAAACGAUCAAAGCGGCAAACGGAUGACGAAGGUCUCCCGGCGACUAUUGAAGUAUUCUCUGGUUUGUACGUCAAUGAGAACGCUGAAGUUCUGAACGAUGAUGCCGAUUCAGUGUUCAAAGAGAAGACGCCGGAUGACGCCAUUUGUGUAUCCCAGAGAAGUUUUGCCGUUGCCAUUGCCAUUGCUGGCCUCUGUCUGAUGCUGGCCGUCGUUCUCGCCGUGAUGUGUAUCGUAGCCCGGCGCAGUGGCAAGACCAUCUCCAACUCGGGAAGCUCGAUCUACAGCGGUCCUUACACCAACACUGCCUUCUCGCAUAGCAGCUAAAACGGAAACUACAAAACGAUUGAAACAAUAGCCGGUAUGCGUGUGUGCGUGAGAACAAAACCAAGUGUGAUAGGAUAUUUUAUUAGACGUGGAACUUCGAGUACUAGGACGUGUGACUACUGUGAUUCUUCCCUUUUUUAAAAACAACUAACGAAACAACGAUUCACUUUUAGUAACACAAAGCAAAUCGUGAAAAAAUCGUGCACAAAUUUCAUAGCGUAACCGUGCCAACUAGUGAAAAUAGGUACUUUUAAAACUAGGAAACCUCACUUUAUUGGUAAAAGAAAACUGCAAGACAUCUUCGAGAGUAUUAUAUCCCAAGGUUGGAGUGAAACUUUAACAAGUUAUCUAUAAACUUUGCUACUCAAAUAAACUUUUAAAUAUUUCUGGACAACACAUUAUUUAAAAAGUUCCUUACCAUCAGGUUGUCCACAAAUAUUGCAGAGGCCAAUCAACAAGGCUCCACUGUGACAUGAAUUGAAGAAAUCUAAAAUAUUUUGUAUUUCUUCAUUCCAUGUACAAUCUUUGGUGUCAGACCUCUGUUUGUUAAUGUUUAACUACUUUCAAUCUUAUUAUUAGAAAAAAAUCUCCGUCCAAUUGUUAUACAUUUGCACAAGAACUGUCCAAGCUAAGUCAGGUGAUGGGUGUUUCUUCUUCGGUCCUUACUGAACUAUCCACCUCUUCCUCUAAUAUAAGUUGAUUUGAAUGAAUUGUAGUUUUAAUUUUUAAUCUCUAAAUAAGCAACGAACAAUACACAAAGAACGAAUCGUUUGUACGCCAAGAACUUUGAUACGACCAAAUAUUUUCAACGAAAUAUAGAUAAAAUGAGGACUACAAUCAAUGGAUGCAUAGUUCUAGAGGAGCAUAAGAUAAUAUUUUUUUGUAUCUCAGUUUGACGUAAAAAACAUAAGUUACACUAAAAUUUAAAAUCAAUCAAGUGAAACAUAACAACGAUGAAAACAUCGUACUGAUACCCGCACAAUUCAACUUAAUAGAAAGAAAAUUGAAAAUUUGUAACUGUAAACAAAAGCAAACGAAUUUAAUAAAAUCAAUUCGGUUAAAAA
Aedes aegypti (yellow fever mosquito) is the source of this 2719-nucleotide messenger RNA. RefSeq lists its product as uncharacterized. NCBI's taxonomy places the organism in Eukaryota, Metazoa, Arthropoda, Insecta, Diptera, Culicidae. The transcript is spliced from 8 exons. The coding region runs from base 396 to 1655 and encodes 419 amino acids. The record is from RefSeq and is a predicted model, not a curated record.